Molecule: messenger RNA, 5181 nt
Organism: Loxodonta africana (African savanna elephant)
Lineage: Eukaryota; Metazoa; Chordata; Mammalia; Proboscidea; Elephantidae
Gene: CAMKMT
Product: calmodulin-lysine N-methyltransferase
Exons: 11
Coding region: 494-1465 (323 amino acids)
Cellular component (GO): cytoplasm
Molecular function (GO): calmodulin-lysine N-methyltransferase activity
Source: RefSeq, a predicted model, not a curated record
AGCUCGCAAGACUGCAACCUACUCAGAGCCGCCCAGAGCUGGUUUGCAGCACGCCGUUCUACGUAACCCCACUCUAGCACGAGUGUUAAGCAUUUUUCGCCAUCUUUAUUGUGGUCAAGAAAGGGUCUUUCUCCUCCUAGCGUCUAUAACCAUCAAAGAAUGAACCGUUUGGUCCCUUUAUAGUUUUCGGAGUUAAAGGUGAGACGAGAACAAAAAGAGGCAGCGUCGCACCAGCUCUGUUACAGCCCCUUCACCCUCCUCUCUGCCCUUACUCAAAAUGGCCGCCAGAAAAAUGCUGCAAUGAUGCGAUCAGCGCGGUCCUGGUUGCCAAGGAGACGAGAAUACCGGAAAUGCGGAAUUCGGGGAGGGCCAGCUAGCUGAGGCAGUGGGAGGGAGGCUGGGAACCACAGGUCCUGAAAGGGAAGAAGUGGGCAGGUCCUGGCAGGGGAGACCUGUGGCGGCGGCAGCUCCGGUUACUGGCUGCUUCAGCGGGAUGGAGCCGCAAUUCGCGGACGUCGGGGUGGGCGAAGCUGAGCAAGUUGCAGGCGGGGGCCCGGCAAGCGGCAGUGCCGCUCGGGGGUCCGCAGUUUCGGCGACCUUGGCAGCCUCCCGCUGGAAGCUCCUUCGACAGGUUCUGAAGCAAAACCACCUGGAUGAUUGUCUCCGACGCAUGUCAGUAAGAAGAUUUGAAUCAUUUAAUCUGUUCUCAGUAACAGAAGAUGAAGAAGGGAAAACUGAAGAGGAGGUUGGUACAUGGGUCCAGUACACAAGUGUCUUCUAUCCUGAGUACAGUGUCUUCUUAAGGCAUCGUAAUGGAGCCUUGAAUGUUGAAGAUGUUCUUACCAGCUUUGACAAUACAGGAAAUGUUUGCAUCUGGCCGUCUGAAGAAGUCUUAGCUUACUAUACCCUCAAGCACAAGGAUAUAUUCAGAGACCUUGCUGUGUGUGAGCUAGGGGGUGGCAUGACAUGCUUGGCUGGGCUCAUGGUUGCUAUUUCUGCAGAUGUCAAAGAAGUUCUGUUAACUGAUGGGAAUGAAAAGGCCAUCAGAAAUGUGAGAGACAUCAUCACAAGGAAUCAGAAGGCUGGUGUGUUUAAGACUCGGAAGAUAUCGAGCCGCGUUUUACGAUGGGAUAACGAGACAGAUGUCUCUCAACUGGAAGGACAUUUUGACAUUGUUAUGUGUGCUGACUGCCUGUUUCUGGACCAGUACAGAGCCAGCCUUGUUGAUGCAAUAAAGAGAUUACUCCAGCCCAGGGGGAAAGCAAUGGUGUUUGCCCCACGCCGAGGGAAUACCGUAAACCAGUUUUGCAAUCUAGCUGAAAAAGCGGGUUUCUCUAUCCAAAGACAUGAAAAUUAUGAUGAACACAUUUCAGACUUCCACUCCAAGUUGAAAAAGGAAAACCAGGACGUAUAUGAAGAAAACCUUCAUUACCCACUUCUGCUUAUUUUAACCAAAAAUGGAUAGGAGAUUAAGCUCCUCGAGAGAAGACGGAAACACCAAGCUCACAAUGGAAGAUUUUUCACCUAAACAGAAACCUGUACUGAGUAUAAUAUUCAACAAGCCGCUGGCUCCUGGGUUUGAAAGCCCCUAGGACUCGGGCCCCCACCCCUCAGCAACAGGGUGGGUUAUGGGGUCCACUUGUCUUCGCCCACGUUGUUCCCCAGCCGUCCUCACCCGCCUCCCGCCAUCCCCCUUUCCUCAGCCUGCUUGUUGCUUUCUUGCACCAAACCUUUGUUGUGUCCUUAAAAAUGUAUAAGCAGUCUGUCUGAGAUUUGAAUUCGACCUGUGAGUAACCUAAAUAUUUCUCCCUCUUAUUGACACAGAAUUUGUUUUGACCUUCCCCCCUCCUUUUUUUUUUUAAUUUACCUCUUUGUCCUAUUUUUGGUGGUGGUAGUUUUUAAUCUGUAAAACGCAGCCAACAUCCUGAUUCUUUCCUGGCUAAAAAAAUAAAACACAUCUUGCCAAUCUCCCUCAAAUUAAUUGUAUUAAAUCUACCAUCUCUUUCUCAUUCUUUUUUCCUGUUUUAAACAGGAUGUUUUUUCCCCCCCAAUAGAUGUAUGAGAAAUGACUACAUCAGCCCCAAGCUUCAUAAACUGACCGUUUGUCCCCUGGACACAAUAGCGUGGCCAGCCCUCUGCUCCUCCUCUCUAAUUAUGUGUGAUUAGUCUCAGUGUGUUGUGUCAAGGAGGGGGAGUGUGCUGAGUACUUAUUAUCUGUUUAGGUACAAGAAGAGCACAUUUAGGCUCCAUGAAUGAAAAGUGAGCCUUUAUCAGGGCUGAAAUCUAACUGCUGCUAUUCUCCAGGCUUCUUUCAAAACAGGUCCUUCCCAGAGAAAUUUUGAACCCAUGGUUGACAAACUAGAUUGCAGCCAGGGGGAUUUUUUUUUUUUAACUCAAUCACACAAUUAUCUUAUUUAAAAUAAGUAUAUAUUGUUAUUCACGGUGAUUCAAGUGGACAGUAAACAUUUAAUAGGCAAAAAAAAUUUUAUUUUAUUUUAUUUUUUUUACCUAGGAUUAAAAGAGAAUGACUUUUCUGCAGGGAACCCAAGCAUAUUCUUGCCUAGUGCAUCCAUGAGAUGCUUUAAUGCCUUUUGUGGAAAUGCAGAUGUUUAUCUGUAAGGAAUCAUCUGUGCCCACUUUAGCAGUAACGUCAUUAGCAGGUUAGCUCUAUAGCCUCGGAUCUUUCAUAGAGGCAAAGCCUGUAUUUCGUGGGAUACAAUUAAAGAGGUGGGAGACUAGGGACGAAGCCUUUUGCAUGUUAAACAAACUUAGCUGUCAUAAAAACAGCGACUCUCAAAUGUCUUCUCUGCUCACUUCUAUCAUCAAACAAAUUUUUCACCAUCAGUUUGCAUGUCCUUGUAUUCACCACUUUUUCUGCUCCAUUAGAGCACCUAGAUGGAUCUCGGAAGGCAUAGGUCAAGUCGCAGUUAGAUCAUACAUUUCUUUCUCACAAAAACUUGAAUUGCAAUGCCAAGUGAUGGGCUAACAUCACAAUAACAGCAAUUUAUUCCUCUUUGGAUAAAACAGCAGUCUAUUCUCCGUGCUAGAUAAAGACCAGGGCAAUGCAAACCAGCCAUUUAGCUGAGUAGUUCAGCUAGUGGCAGCUCUCCUUUGGCGACUGUAUCAGGUUGCACACUGGCUUCAUAUUUUCUUGUUUAAAAAUUAGAAUCUGGAAUGUUUUAAAAGGCAGGACAGGUAGUUCUGUUUAUACUGGUGAAGAUACAGCAAAAAUUUUCUUCUGUAAAACCUGCAACUAAAUUUGCCAGACAAAGGAAAUCAUGGCUGUAGUUAACACCUAAGAUGGUCUAUUCUUUUUUUUUUUUCUUCUUCUUUUAAAAUAUACAACAGCAGACCAUGAGAAUAUUCCAUUUUUCCUCAUGAAAAUACAUGAGUUGCCAAGAACUCAGUUUGCAUUUGUGUGUUAUGGGUGUAGAAAUCUAGUGUUUUACUUCUCUGGAGAGAAAUUGUGUCUUAAAAAAUAAACUAAUAAUGUAGUAUUUUUUAAAUCAUGGAAAUGAAGUUGUACAGUUACCUGAUUGAGACAGGGUUUUGGAAUUCAGCUAUUUUUACCAAGUCAUGUCUAGGAAAGAAAUCUGCUGAAUGUGUGAUUAAAACCUUAGAGAAUCUCCUGUAAAAUGCUAAGGGUUUCAUAGAUCUUCUCUUGAUGGCAUCAUCACCUGGAAAUAGCUCUAAUUCAGGCUCUUUGGAAGUUUAUAAGAAGCUAAUGUCGUGGCUGAUUGAAUAACUGAAAAGUGCUGUUUCUUUUUUUUUUCACAUUUUAAUGAAAUGUGAAUAUUGAGAAGAAGAAAUCCUGGUGGCUUUAAAAAGUUUAUACGUUUACAUUCCAUGUGAACUUUGUGAUUAAGAAUUGUUUUUAUGCAAUUGCCGUCUAUGCACCAUUCCUUAAUCGUCUAAUAAUUGUGUAUGUGUUUAUUUCAAAGGGAAGCCCACGUGCUUAUGUAGUCUUAAGAAUUAUGAUAUGCCUUUUCCCUGUGUAUCUGUAUCUUCUGAUACCCUUUGUCAGGCUAAGUCGAUUUGGUUGGAUGUAAGAACAUUUCUAAUAUCAUCCGUGGUCGAUUCUAAUGCUAUGUUAUGAACAGCCACAUACGAAUUGGUUAUAAGAAAUAUAUUUUAUUUUAUAGCAAGACAUAGGCUGUGAAUCAGGAUAAAAGUGCUAGAAAAGACUACCUAAGAGGUUGAUGCUAUUUUGUAUAAAUUGUGUAUUUUGUUGGCUUUUUGACUGAGCAUGAAAAUGUAACUUCCAUUAGGGAAGGGUAAUUUAGGUGCUCAGUAUUCAGCAGAAAACUUGUCGGGGCCAUAAAAGCUUUUCUGGCUGGUUCCUCGGGUGUUUGCCAGAAGAGCUGCCCGCCCCUUGCUGAUUUUCCCUUUGGCUUCAGGAGGGCUGAAUUUAUCACUGCAUACCUGUUGAAUCCAUUUGGGGGAUCCAGCAGUUAACUGAGUGAAUGGAAGGAUUAGUGGCCCUCUGGAGCCCUGUUUCAACAGCCAGGUGUCUGUUCUAAACUAGUUAACUGCUUUUGACAGUUGAAGAACCUGGUUUAUUACCAUAGGCAGGAGGUUUUCUUCUUUCUUUCUUUUUUUUUCUUCCCCACUCCCCACGACCCAAGUGGGGCAUGCCUUCUGCUAAGGGUUAGGGUUUGUUUUUUUUUUUUCCCUUAGGAAUGGAUGGUCCCCUUCCUUCAAGCCAGCUUCCACAGAGUUUGUCUUUGUGCUUAGUCAGCAUUUGACUUGUUUCCAAUCUAUACCAGGCAAUUCACUGGCAUUGUCUGGCAGGAUCCUUUCAGGGGCUCUGGGGGAAAGGCAGGAUGCCCACACAGGGGGCAGAAUCAAAGCCUGUGUAGACACACACACAUACAUACUCACAGGGAAGCUGCUGUUUAGAUCCUAGAUCUGGGUUCCAGUUCCCAGAUUCCAGGUAUCCCCUCCCCCAGGUCAAAAUCAUCUGAGUUCAGAGGGUCUGAAACAUGGUGAUGAGCUAGAGUAUACCCCACAGAGGAAAGACAGAUUUGAAAGUCAGACUGGCUCUCCUUAGAUACCGAAUUUAGACGGAGGGUGGAUAUGUUUUCCUGGAGGAUGCUUUCCAGGUUUGGAAGGACCCAGUUGGUGUUUAACGGAGCUCAUUAAGGCUGAAAUGCCGCUUUUAAUUCUCAGAUUCCCUUUUAC